This is a messenger RNA of Tuber aestivum (summer truffle), 1434 nucleotides long. Lineage: Eukaryota; Fungi; Ascomycota; Pezizomycetes; Pezizales; Tuberaceae. The record is from the annotation of a GenBank genome assembly.
CAGGCUGGAGAAGCCGCAAAUCCUUAUUUGCAAAAAAUAGCAGGUACGAAUAUCAUAUGCUGCCCCAGGUUGCUCGGGCUAUCGUAUUGCUAUGAUUCCCAAGCGCCCCGCAGUGCCUGACUCCACUCGAGUACCGGUACGUAAAUUAGCACUGUCCGAGGAGAGUGCCCAAAAGAAAAACCGAGUCUAUCAGCAGGACUUAUGACGGAUGUGGCUUUGCUGCCCAGAAAAAAGCUGAGCGUGACUAGCGGGGUUUCUCGCUUAGCACUUUAACUGGCUGGACCUGGUUGAGGUACCGGUAAGAGCUACUUGUACUGUACUCGAGUACUCGCACUGAUUAGGAAGUCUCCGUGAGCCCGCUCCUAGAAAAGCAAAAUCAAACUUGGUUCUGGGAUCUCGGGAUGGUCACCAGCUCUGCCUUUACGCACUCGGUGUCGUGUCCCCCACUGCUGGGGAGCUCGUCAUAUAAAGAGCUGCUCUUCCCUAGUGAUGGAUAGAUACAUCAGUAUCGCAGAAGCAGAGUGCACAGGUAUAUUCGUCACGUCAAAAUACCCUACCCGCUUCAUCCAGCGAACUCCAGUUAGCCCAGUCAUGGUAUGCCGUCUCCGCUCUCUCGUCCAUGAUCCCCUUCACUAAUGGCCAAGGAUAGUCCCCACAGAACCUAAGCUUGGCUCGACGCCUAUCUCGGUUCCUCACUCCUAAUACGCCAAAAUCCGCUUCCCCUUCAAGACUAUCGGCAGAAAAAGCGUACUGCUACGUUCCCUCAAACGCUGCCGCAUCCUUCCUAGCCUCCACCACGCCCGUUACACUCGAGGAAAGGUAUCACCAAAAACUCACUGCCGGCACCCCUCGUGCGGCGCCAGUUAAAACCCUGUCCGAAAGGUCCGAAGAGAUGAGGCGUUUUGGGCGCUCCAGAUCGGGUGCGAUAACCAUCGGCUUCACCACCGCCGCUUGACGGAUAGUGAGAUAGGGUAGGAAAACGAAGACCGCUUUAUUCGACUCAUCUUUUGCUUCCCUUUGUAAAUGGAUGGGAGUUUGCGGGGCGGGGACAGCGCGGAUUCGGCAGGCGUUCAAUUUGGUUUUUCAUCUUUCUCUCUCCCAACUCUUCCUUCAUGUACAGAUCAAUGCAAACGAAUUAAGCAAGGAUCACCUUGAAUAGGGGGGCGCCAGGGCCCUCUCGUUAGACUCCAUAUUUGUGCUUCGGGAAUCGAGCGGUAUCAGGUGCACGGUUACCCACGGGGAAAUGCAUACGUAUCGUGCGGACACAUGCCCCAUGUGUAGUUGCAUACUCUUGCUGUACACACCCGACGAGCAGCAUCAAAAACAAGGCUUCAUCCAACGGACUCUCAGUGACGCAGUGCACCCACACACAGUCGAACCCAGCUUGGAGCCCACAUGCACGCUCGGUGGGUGUCAUUGGCAUUGAUGGACCGG